This is a messenger RNA of Epithele typhae, 1281 nucleotides long. RefSeq names its product mannosyltransferase. The transcript has 6 exons. Gene Ontology annotation, molecular function: dol-P-Man:Man(5)GlcNAc(2)-PP-Dol alpha-1,3-mannosyltransferase activity. Gene Ontology annotation, cellular component: endoplasmic reticulum. The record is from RefSeq and is a predicted model, not a curated record. The coding region runs from base 1 to 1281 and encodes 426 amino acids. NCBI's taxonomy places the organism in Eukaryota, Fungi, Basidiomycota, Agaricomycetes, Polyporales, Epitheliaceae.
AUGUCUCAGUCUCCCUCCCUCCGGCUCUUGGACUCACUAUGGCACCUUGGGCUGAAAUUGCUGUUGGAUCCGCAGUACUUCGUUGUACUUGCUGGGCUGGUAGUAUUGGGUGAUGCAUGUCUGACGCAGCUCAUCAUACGGUUCAUCUCAUACACAGAGAUUGACUGGGAAACGUACAUGUACCAGCUGGAGCUAUACCUCAAAGGGGAGCGAGAUUAUGCACUAAUUUCAGGCCCUACUGGUCCCAUUGUCUAUCCUGCCGGACACGUUUAUGUACAUCAAAUCCUGUACUAUCUUACAGAUGGAGGACAGGAUAUGUGGCGAGCUCAGCAAAUCUAUGGGGCCCUCUACAUCGCCGGCCUCUUCCUCACCACCGCAAUAUACCACAAGGCUGGCAACCUCCCUAACUGGAUACUCCUACUUCUCCCUUUGAGCAAGAGACUGCACUCCAUUUACGCCCUCCGCCUCUUCAACGACUGCUGGGCCGUCCUCGCCUCCCAAGCCGCCGUCCUCGCAUUCGUGAGCAGCUGGGACGCAACGGGCAUCCUCCUCCUCGGAUGCGCGCUCUCCGUGAAGAUGAACGCGCUGCUCUACGUCCCGGGCCUGCUCGUCGUGCUCUUCCAGCGGCGCGGCGCGGCGCGCACCCUCGCCCUCGCCCUCCUCCUCGCGCUCACCCAGGCCGGCGCGGGCCUGCCGUUCCUGCGCGCGCACCCGCGCUCGUACCUCGGGCACGCGUACGAGUUCUCGCGCGUGUUCCUCUUCAAGUGGACCGUCAACUGGCGCUUCCUUGGCGAGGACCUCUUCCUGGACCGGCGGUGGGCGGGGGGCUCCUCGCGGGCCAUCUGGGACGCUCGCCCUGUUCGGGUGGUUAGGUGGUGCAGAAGGGAGGGCGGUGCGUGGAGAGUGGUGAGCAGAGGCUUGUUGAGCCCGUUGAGCGCGCCCGCGAAGCUGUGCCUUAUUGUGCUUGCUUCAGACGUGGUGACGGUGCUGUUCACGUCGAAUCUCAUCGGCAUCGUCUUUGCGCGGUCGCUCCACUACCAGUUCUACUCGUGGUACGCGACGCAAUUGCCGUUCCUCUGCUGGAGAACAAAAUACCCCGUUCCCGUUCUUCUACUCGCCAUCGAGUACGCAUGGAACACCUUCCCCUCAACGAACCUUUCCUCCGGCACUCUGCUCGCCGCACAUUUGCUGUUGCUCGCAGGCAUCUGGUUCGGAUACUCAGAGGGCAAAGUAGCCACCGCCGUUCCAACACACUCCGGACGCUCUGAGAAGGUCGAGUAG